This is a messenger RNA of Frieseomelitta varia, 2857 nucleotides long. Its product is annotated as endochitinase. The record is from RefSeq and is a predicted model, not a curated record. Gene Ontology annotation, molecular function: chitin binding; chitinase activity. Gene Ontology annotation, biological process: carbohydrate metabolic process; chitin catabolic process. The coding region runs from base 481 to 2190 and encodes 569 amino acids. NCBI's taxonomy places the organism in Eukaryota, Metazoa, Arthropoda, Insecta, Hymenoptera, Apidae. The transcript is spliced from 10 exons. Gene Ontology annotation, cellular component: extracellular region.
AACCAACCGUGCAAGCGAAUCGAGUUUAGUAAACGAGACGCGAUCCAUUCGAUUGUCGAACGAGAUUCCUCGCGUGAACAACCGACGAGUUCAAGAUCAAGAUCAAAAUACAACGGGAACAACACGAGAUUGUUCGGGGAAAAAACACUUCACAAAGAUAUUGCGGUAUUUGCUUUGCUGGAAACCGGUCGGCUCGGAUCGUUCACCGUUUGAAGAACGACGUGUUUCGAUGAAACGGUCACUUUGCCCGCUAUUCGGUACAGCUAAUCAACCGACCGGUAGAUCGUUCGUCUUUUAAAGACGUCUCGAUACAGAAUCAGCAGACGUUCGUACUGCCAAGCGCCGAUUAACACGCGAAACUUGUUUCCAACAAGUUGCAAUUUUUCAAUACAUGGAUAACGUGUUUGCUGGAAGAAUAUUUAAUUUGGCAUAAUUGGUGUAUUGUUAUAGCAUAUUUAAAUCUUUUUUACAGAUUUCAAGAUGUCAUUAGGAAAGAAUUUUCUAGUACUUCCCUUAUUACUUGUGGUUCUUAUCUAUACGACAGUUUCAGCAAACCAACCUCCGAGAAUAGUUUGUUACUUCAGCAACUGGGCGAUUUAUCGUCCGGAUGUCGGCAGUUACAAAAUAGAUGAUAUUCCGGCUGAUUUGUGUACCCACCUCAUUUACUCAUUUAUCGGGGUUAGCAAUGUCACUUGGGAGGUACUUGUCUUGGAUCCAGAACUAGACAUUGAUAAGGGCAAUUUCUUAGCCUUCACCAAUCUCAAAUCUAAGUAUCCUCAUUUGAAAACCUCCGUGGCUAUUGGUGGUUGGGGAGAAGGUGGCAGAAAAUACAGUGCCCUGGUCAGCUCAAAAGAAAGGCGCGAUACUUUCGUCAAAAGUAUAGUUGAAUUCAUAGAUAAAUAUAGUUUUGACGGUUUGGAUCUUGAUUGGGAAUAUCCUGGCGCCUCUGACAGAGGUGGCAAAUUCUCCGACAAGGACAAUUUCUUCUACUUCGUCGAAGAAUUGAGACGCGCUUUUAACAAAGAACACAAAGGAUGGGAGCUAACUAUAGCGGUACCAUUGGCAAAAUUCCGACUAGACGAAGGUUACCAUGUACCAGAACUGUGCGAACUUAUGGAUGCCGUCCACGUAAUGGCUUACGAUCUUCGUGGCAACUGGGCUGGAUUCGCUGAUGUACAUAGUCCACUUUAUCGUCGACCGCACGAUCAAUGGGCAUACGAGAAAUUGAAUGUGAACGAUGGUCUUCGACUUUGGGAGGAAAAAGGCUGUCCUGCUAAAAAACUGAUCCUUGGAAUUCCAUUAUAUGGACGUACAUUCACCCUUAGUUCAAGUAACACCAAUUACGAGCCAGGCACUUACAUUAAUAAAGAGGCUGGUGGUGGUAAUCCUGGGAACUACACGCAAGCUAAGGGAUUCCUUUCUUACUACGAAAUCUGUCAGAGCCUGCAAGCUCCAAGUAGUAACUGGACCCAAAAAUUCGACAAUAUUGGCAAAGUUCCAUACAUGUAUCAAGGAACACAGUGGGUUGGUUAUGAAAACGAAGAAAGUGUGAAAUACAAAAUCGAUUUCUUAAAGAAUUCUGGAUAUGGUGGCGCCAUGGUUUGGGCCAUCGACAUGGACGAUUUUCAAGGACUUUGCGGUCAAAUUAAUCCUCUGAUGAAUAUCAUUUACCAAGGCUUGAAAGGAUAUAACGUACCAAACAAAGACUUCCAUACCACUCCUACACCUGAUUGGGCAAAACCACCGAGUACCACGUCGUCAGAUAAUAUUCAGACUACUCGAAGUACUCAAUCUACUGUUCAAUCUACUCCAUCAAUGAACAAUCCCACUCAAAGUACUCAAUCUACUUCAUCUACGAAACAGCCUACUCAAAAUACUCAGUCUAGUACUCAAUCUACUCUACCUACGAAGAACCCUACUCAAUCUACCUCAUCUACUUCUUGCACUGCAGGAGAGGUAGAUAAAUCUGAAUCUACCCAACAACCGAUAAAUGUUGGUGGCGAAGCGGAGAAUAUCGAUUGUGAAAAUGCUGAUAAAUUCAUUCCGUCUAAAGACUGCCGCUUUUAUUACGAAUGUGCUCAUGGGACACCAGUGAAGUUCACGUGCCCCAACAACUUAAUUUGGAACACAAGGAACAAUAUCUGUGAUUGGCCAUUCAAUGCUGAUCGAGAAGAGUGCCGAUUUGAAUAAAAUUUCGAGAUUGGGACGCGUUGAAAAAAUUUGAUCGUGAUAUUUGAAUGUGGGCCAAAUAAUCGCUACAUCUUGCUACCGAAAGUGUGAUAUGCAGUAAAUUACGACUAUGUAUUAUCUUAUUCAUUCAUAUAUCAUAAUCGUAUGUUGUAAGACGUAUCUGACGAUGAAUAUUCAAUAAACAUCACGUCAUUUAUAAAAACAAUUUACAAAAUAUCAUGUUGUAUCAUUGAUUAACUAGGAUAGAAGAGACAUCUAAUGCUUUUCCGUGUCCUAUGUUAUGUUUUACAUUUUUGUGUCACACUUUAUCAUAUUCGAAUUAGGCAGGUUUUACACCGUGGCACUAUUAAUAAUAAGAAUCAAAAUCAGAAAUUGUAAAUAAUGUUGUUACGUCCACACUGAAAAUUAUUUAUUGAACUGAACAUGAACGCUUUAUUACUUGCAAAACUGUUCUUGAGAGACUUAAUAAUUAACUAUAAUAUAAUUAUUUCCCAAAUUAGCAUUAUAUGCCACAAACGCUAUAUGUCACAGAUGUAAACUAGCAUUUAGUAUAUCUCAACAGAAUUAUAAGUUAAAUCUAACCGUGUAAACGUAGUUUCACUUUGUAAAAAAUAUAGAAAUUACAGUAUUGUUGCCUUAAAUAAAUGGAAGCUAUGAAACAAUAAAA